UCCGCCCCGCCGGAGCGCUAUGGAUCGUUACCGGUACUUCAUCUUCAACCAGCGUAACAUGGUGCUGCUGGGGCUGCUGCAGGUGGCCUUCAGCACGCUGUGCGUCGUCAGCGGCUUCGUCGACGGCAUGUUCGGGGGCGAGUCGCCGCUGGGCAGAACCAGAGCGCCCGUGUGGGCCGGGAUGGUCAUGGGAGUCCCGGGCGUCCUGGCGUUGUUUUCCUCUCAGAGGAAGAACCCGGUCCUUGUGAACGUGCUGGUAGCAGCAUCUAUGCUGUCUUGCGUGUCCAUCCUCAUUGUCAUAGUUUACAGCUCCCUCACGCUGUCCUACAGAGAAGAGGAGCAGCCAAGCUCUCACCCGGUACACGUUGUGCAUACGAAGUUCGUUCUGAAUAAAGUUGUCAAGGGUGCUAACAUCGCAAUGUUAAUCGCGUCCGUCUGCAGCGCCGUCGUCGUGCUGGUCAUCACCUACCUGGGGUGCCGAAGUCUUCCUCGCUGCUCCUGCUACGACAGCGCAACCGGGAUGGAAUGGUUGCAGCCUUGUGACGACCAGACUCAGGCCGUGGAAAUGGUUUGCGCCGUACAGAGUGCUGGGGAUGGCAUUCUUAACUUCCCGACUCGGUUUCCAGCGCAGGACUGUGACACGGAGGAAGAUGCAUCCAAGCCUCCGCCGUACAUCAGAAUGGCUUGAGAAAGUGACGGACUGAUCUAAAGGUGCUCGUCGAGACGUACAGUGAGAUGGAUGAAAGGAGUUUUUCCAUUUGAAAUCUUUAUGCGCUUUUCCUGGGCCUUUUAAAAAAUGCACACAGAAGGAGAGAAGCCGUCGAAGGCCCGACAAAGAUCCCACCGCAAAUGGAGGGACCUGCAGAUAUUUGGGGACGUUCAGACUCCGUGUAGCUGCAAUAGCUCACUGCCUUUGCGAAGCGUGAGCUUUUUUAUCUGGCUUUUGUACUUAAUUUGUAUCUUCUUUCACUGGAAAUCAUUGACAGUUGGUCUAGCAGCGCUAGCUGUAAACAUUCAAUUAUUAAAGACAAUUUAUUUUUAAAAGAAA
Lagopus leucura (white-tailed ptarmigan) is the source of this 1048-nucleotide messenger RNA. RefSeq lists its product as uncharacterized. The record is from RefSeq and is a predicted model, not a curated record. Bases 20 to 688 code for a protein of 222 amino acids. The transcript has 6 exons. NCBI's taxonomy places the organism in Eukaryota, Metazoa, Chordata, Aves, Galliformes, Phasianidae. Gene Ontology annotation, cellular component: membrane.